AUGGCUUCCAUCAUCAAUUCACUCGCUGUGCCAUCCAGCUAUCGUGAUCAAUUAUAUCAAGGAUCCUCAAACCAACUCACGGACGAUCUAUCAACAACAGCCACCCUUUAUGUUGGUAACCUAUCAUUUUUCACAACAGAAGAGCAAAUCUACGAACUAUUUGGAAAAUGUGGAGAGAUCAAACGUAUCAUCAUGGGUCUUGAUCGUAAUCAAAAGACACCUUGUGGAUUUUGCUUUGUAGAAUACUACCACCGUUCUGAUGCACUUGACUGUAUGAAAUAUACCAAUGGCACCAAGUUAGAUGAGCGUGUUAUUCGUUGUGAUUUAGACCCUGGAUUCAAAGAAGGAAGACAAUUUGGUCGCGGCAAGAGCGGUGGACAAGUGAGAGAUGAAUACCGUACAGAAUACGAUGUUGGCAGAGGUGGUUGGGGUCAUCGCAUGCGUCUGCAACUUGAACAUGACCGCGAGCGCAACAUUAAGGAGAACUAUGAAGCCAUUAAAGAUAUCCCUCAAGGUGCUGAAGAGUACAAGAGUAGAGCUGCUACAGGCGGACACAGCGCAAAACGCAGAUAUGAUGAUAACGAAGAAGAGUCUCGUAAACGUCAAAAGGAGCAGAAUCCACGUUUCAGAGAGAAUGAGGAUGAUGAUGAGGAGUAA
Molecule: messenger RNA, 657 nt
Organism: Mucor velutinosus
Lineage: Eukaryota; Fungi; Mucoromycota; Mucoromycetes; Mucorales; Mucoraceae
Exons: 4
Coding region: 1-657 (218 amino acids)
Biological process (GO): mRNA cis splicing, via spliceosome
Cellular component (GO): nuclear cap binding complex
Molecular function (GO): RNA cap binding
Source: RefSeq, a predicted model, not a curated record